GAUGGACAAGCGAAAGUAUCGAUAUUGAUAAUUGUAUUAAGGAGUUUCAAUCUAUAGCCACCGAGUAUGAUGAAGUGAUAGAAUGGAUUCCUUUUAAUAGAUUGAGUAAUAUACGAGAGAUCGGAAAAGGGGGAUUUGGAUACGUUUAUUCCGCAAUCUGGUUAGAUGGAAAACGAAAAAUCCUAAAUAACGGCGAGGAAUUUAAGCAGUCACGUACACAACCUUAUACCGUCGCACUUAAAACCUUACCCGGUUCUCCAACAAGUUCUGCUGAUUUUUUAAGAGAAUUUAAAAAUCAUAUGCAAUGUAGGUUAAUGGGUAGUAGCCUAGAAGUAUAUGGAUUAACUAAAAAUACGACUACAAAUCAAUAUAUGAUGGUUCUUAAAUAUGCCAAUAAUGGUAAUCUUCGUUGUUAUUUGAAAUCGAAUUUUAAAGGACUUAUUUGGAAAGAUAAAUUGUCGCGACUGAUGAAUAUAUCAAAGGAUUUGAUUCAAAUUCAUGAAGCUGGAUACAUACACUGUGAUUUACAUAGUGGAAAUAUUGUUUUACAUAAAGAGGGAUCGUGGCUUGAAAGAGCGAAAUCCUAUAUUAUAGAUCUUGGAUUAUCUCGAGAAAAAAAAGAAGAACUUGAUGAAAUUAAAAUUGUCGAAGAUGACAUAAGUGUAAUAGAUCUCGACGAACUUGAUGAAACAGAAAAGGUAGAAAUAAGUAAUAAAUUUUGGGAAUCCGAUGAAAUAGCCAAACAGCUACCCGUAACUUUGCAGAAACAUCAAGAUGACACAUAUACAAGUCAAUUCAUUGAUACUGAUGAUAUUUCUCAACUAUAUAACAAAUUAGUUAAAAGCGUUAAUAUGUCUCAGCGGCAUGAUGAAUCAGUUAGUAUUAACACAACAG
Acaulospora morrowiae is the source of this 894-nucleotide messenger RNA. NCBI's taxonomy places the organism in Eukaryota, Fungi, Glomeromycota, Glomeromycetes, Diversisporales, Acaulosporaceae. The record is from the annotation of a GenBank genome assembly.